GUUUGUUUCAUAAUUUAUUUAGCUUUUGUAGCUGCUGCAACAAGAGAGGGAGAGAGGAGAGAGAAUCAAGCAAGUCAAAGAAGUAUCGAGCCUUUUAAUUUGUAUUCUGUUCGUCACCGAAAAGCUGGUGGAAGAUGGUGACCGCGCAUCAAGUUCGCACUGUCAUCGGCGUCAUCGGUAACGUCAUAUCCUUCUUCUUAUUUCUCUCUCCGGUGCCGACUUUUGUUACGAUAUGGAAGAAGAAGGCGGUGGAGGAGUUUUCGGCGAUCCCGUACUUGGCGACUCUUCUCAAUUGCAUGAUGUGGGUCUUUUAUGGGCUUCCCUUCGUGACGCCGGACAGCACCCUGGUCGUCACGAUCAACGGCAUCGGGCUCGCGAUGGAGGCCGCGUACCUACUCGUUUACUUCAUCUACGCGCCAAAAGAUAAGCGCUUGAAAGUUUUGGGUAUCUUAGCCGGAGAGUUGGUCUUCAUGGCUUCAGUAGCCGUUGGGGUUCUCCUCGGAGCUCACACGCAUCAUAAAAGGCAAUUAAUUGUAGGAGUUCUGUGUGUGAUUUUUGGCACGGCCAUGUAUGCCUCCCCUCUAUCAGUCAUGAUGUUGGUGAUCCGGACAAAGAGCGUGGAAUAUAUGCCUCUGGCCCUUUCGCUGGUCGGGUUCGUGAAUGGAGUGUGCUGGACAACAUAUGCUCUCAUCCAAUUCGAUCUCUUCGUCACGAUUCCGAAUGGUCUUGGUGCAAUUUUUGGAGCCGCUCAGCUUGUACUCUACUUUUGUUACUAUAAAUCUACUCCAAAGAAGACCACGGAUAAUAAUAAUGAUAUCGAGUUAGCGCAGAGUGCCAAAUGAAAAUUUCCACCUCCACCGUAAUUUAGGUCA
Molecule: messenger RNA, 872 nt
Organism: Asparagus officinalis (garden asparagus)
Lineage: Eukaryota; Viridiplantae; Streptophyta; Magnoliopsida; Asparagales; Asparagaceae
Product: bidirectional sugar transporter SWEET6a-like
Exons: 7
Coding region: 135-842 (235 amino acids)
Biological process (GO): carbohydrate transport
Cellular component (GO): membrane
Molecular function (GO): sugar transmembrane transporter activity
Source: RefSeq, a predicted model, not a curated record